UGGCAAGGCGAGGAGGCCAUUCGUGUUCAGACCUUAUCAGUUGAGAAUCGUCCGUGAUUGAGGCCGGCUCACACGUGAUACCGGCUAUCGCUUGCGGAUUUAAACUGCCCAUAUCUCUGUCUUCCUUUAGUUCUUGGGUGCAGCUCGUCUCGCCUCAAUCUGGUGAAUCAUGUCUGCUAAGGCAAUCAGAGAAGCUACCGGAAAAGACUUAAUAAACAGGCAUCUGAAAUCACCCAAGUUAGCACACGCCAAAUGUAGGUUUGCCACCUUCACUGAUGAAACCAACUGGGAGGAUUUAAUCCAACAAAACCCAUGGCUCAAGACUGAAAAACUGGUAGUUAAGCCCGAUCAGCUUAUAAAGAGGAGAGGGAAGCUGGGACUGAUAAAAGUAAAUACAGAUCUAGCUGGUGUCAAGAAAUGGAUCUCAGAACAUAUGGGAAAAGAUCAAGAGGUUGGACGUGCGAAAGGAAAGUUGAGAAAUUUCAUAAUUGAACCAUUCAUCCCACACAAACAAGAAGAAGAGGCAUACGUCUGCAUUUAUUCACACAGAUAUGCUGAUACUAUUCUCUUUCAUCAUGAAGGAGGUGUCGACAUCGGAGAUGUUGAUGCUAAAGCUCUUAAACUCGAUGUACCUAUCGGAGGCUCAGUUACUGCCGAUGAGAUAAAAGCAAAACUUCUUGUAAAAAUGCCCGCUGCCAAGCAGAAGAUUGUUGCAGAUUUCGUAGCUGCUCUUUACAAUCUUUAUGUUGACCUGUACUUCACAUACCUUGAGAUUAACCCGUUAGUCGUCACUGACAGCAUAUACAUGUUAGACCUCGCCGCGAAGGUCGACUCAACAGCCGAUUUUAUCUGCAGAUCAGCGUGGGGAAAUAUUGAAUACCCACCACCAUUCGGAAGGGAUGCCUUCCCAGAAGAAGCAUACAUUGCUGAUUUGGAUGCCAAGAGUGGUGCCUCUCUUAAGUUGACCAUUCUGAAUAAGUCUGGUAGGAUCUGGACGAUGGUGGCCGGUGGAGGUGCUUCCGUAAUUUACAGCGAUACUAUAUGCGACCUAGGUGGGGCCCAGGAACUUGCUAAUUAUGGUGAGUACUCCGGAGCACCUUCCGAACAGCAGACCUACGAGUAUGCUAAAACUAUCCUCUCUCUCAUGACUCAGGAGAAACAUCCAAAAGGAAAGGUUCUGAUAAUUGGCGGAGGUAUAGCCAACUUCACUAAUGUUGCUGCCACUUUCAAAGGUGUCGUCACUGCAUUGACAGAAUUCCAGUCGAAACUUCUGGAACACCAAAUUUCUAUUUAUGUCAGAAGGGCUGGCCCUAACUAUCAAGAAGGGCUUAGAAUAGUUCGUGAUGUUGGCAAGACUUUGAAGAUUCCAAUUUUCGUUUUUGGACCUGAAACCCACAUGACUGCCAUCGUUGGUAUGGCACUUGGGAAAAAACCAAUCCCUAAAGAAGCUGAACAAGAGUUCGCCACAGCUAAUUUUUUGCUUCCUGGUGGCCAAGACCAGAGAUCACCUUCACCACAUAAGCAUGAACCUAUAACUGAUGGAUUGUGCAGAAGAACUUCGAGUAUUCAAGAACCAGAAAGUUACAAACCAUUAUUCACUUCUGAAAGCAAAGCUAUCAUCUGGGGUAUGCAAACCAGAGCUGUCCAGAGCAUGUUGGAUUUCGACUUUGUUUGCCGGCGAGAUGAACCUUCUGUAGCCUGCAUGGUUUAUCCCUUUACUGGAUUUCAUAAGUUGAAGUUCUACUGGGGCCACAAGGAAAUUCUUAUCCCAGUAUAUCCUAAGAUGGAAGAUGCUAUAAAUAAGCAUCCCGGUGCUGAUGUUCUUAUUAACUUUGCAUCACUACGGUCAGCUUAUGACAGCACUAUUGAGACAUUGAAGUUCUCCCAGAUUCGAGUGAUUGCUAUCAUCGCUGAGGGUAUUCCAGAGAACAUGACAAGGAAGCUGAUUCAGAUGGCACAAGAAAAAGGAGUCUCAAUCAUUGGACCGGCUACUGUUGGUGGUAUCAAGCCUGGUUGCUUGAAGAUUGGUAAUACUGGAGGCAUGAUGGACAACAUUCUUCAUUCCAAACUCUACCGACCUGGCAGUGUUGCAUACGUAUCAAGAUCUGGAGGUAUGUCAAAUGAAUUGAACAAUAUCGUCUCAAAGGCCACUGACGGGGUCUAUGAAGGUGUUGCCAUUGGUGGUGAUCGGUACCCAGCAACAACUUUUAUGGACCAUAUUAUGAGAUACGAGGCAGAUCCUUCGGCCAAAAUGAUUGUCCUUUUGGGUGAAGUUGGUGGUGUAGAAGAAUACGAGGUUUGUCAAGCUAUCAAGGAUGGACGUCUUACAAAACCACUUGUCGCUUGGUGCAUUGGAACUUGUUCUUCUAUGUUCUCUUCAGAAGUUCAAUUUGGUCAUGCUGGAUCUUGUGCCAACUCUGACCGAGAAACUGCUUCAGCUAAAAACGCUGCAUUGAAAAUGGCUGGUGCUAAGGUACCAGGUUCAUUUGAUGAACUCGGCGAUGUUAUCCAUGAAGUUUACACAGCUCUUGUAAAGUCCGGAGAAAUCGAGCCCCAACCUGAAGUUCCUCCACCAACAGUCCCCAUGGACUACAAUUGGGCAAGGGAACUUGGACUCAUCAGGAAACCAGCAACUGUCAUGACCAGUAUUUGCGAUGAGAGGGGUCAAGAACUGUUGUAUGCUGGCAUGCCCAUCAGUGAUGUUCUUAAGCAAGAAAUGGGAAUUGGUGGAGUGAUAUCUCUACUUUGGUUCCAAAGAGCCCUUCCCCCUUACAUUUGCAAAUUCUUCGAAAUGUGCUUGAUGGUGACUGCUGACCACGGGCCCGCCGUAUCUGGUGCUCAUAACACCAUCGUCUGUGCCAGGGCUGGCAAAGAUCUUAUUUCAUCUCUUGUCUCAGGUCUCCUUACUAUUGGAGAUAGGUUUGGUGGUGCCCUCGAUGGCGCUGCAAAACAAUUUUCAGAAGCUUAUGAUUCUGGGCUCAUCCCCAUGGAGAUGGUCAACUCGAUGAGGAAGAAAGGCCAGCUCAUCAUGGGUAUCGGGCAUAGGAUUAAAUCUGUCAGUAACCCAGAUAUGAGGGUUAAAAUCAUCAAAGAAUACGUACAACAAAACUGGCCUGCUACACCCUUACUGGAUUACGCCUUGGAAGUUGAGAAAAUCACAACUUCAAAGAAACCCAAUUUGAUUCUCAAUGUGGAUGGUGUCAUUGCUGUUUCUUUUGUAGAUCUUCUCAGGCACAGUGGAAGUUUUACUAGGGAAGAAGCUCAAGAAUAUAUUGAAAUGGGUGCAAUAAACAGUCUUUUCGUUCUUGGAAGGAGCAUAGGUUUUAUUGGUCACUUCAUGGACCAGAAGAGGUUGAAGCAAGGACUUUACCGACAUCCUUGGGAUGACAUAUCGUACGUCCUUCCAGAGCAGUAUAACUGAACAACCUUAGUGUAUAUAUAAUAGACUCAUUCCCUCAAAAGUGUUUAUAGCCUAUCAUACGAGUGUUUUUAUUAUUUUAUUUACUUAAAUACACUUUUUAAAAUAUUUUUUAAUAUUAUAUAGAAUUUGUGCCAAGCAUAAGAAUUGUUUGGUUGAUCGUGUUCAUCAGUAUAAGUUAUAAAAUUGUAUUGUCCAAAAUUGUAUAAAUGAGUGAUUUUUAAAUAUUAGCUAUUCGCAUUUAUUUAACUGUCAUUCCAUAUUCAUUUAUCAUGAAUUUAUUUAUGUUACAUAAAUGGAAAUUGUAUAAGAUCUGACUAUUUUUAUUCCCAUGUGGCGAUGUGGUAUUUGUUACGUGCUGUAAUAAAAUGUGUUAUUGUUUUAGUGUUGAAAACAUGUUUCAAAAUAUACAUCCUUGUUAAUGAAAAUAAUUAUUCAAAUUUUUCUAUUGAAGUGGCUAAGUUCAUUUCACUAAGAUAAAUUUAAAAAAAAUUAUUAUAAAUUUAUUGUUGCAUUUAAAUAUGUUUAGUAUAUGAUAUUCAGGAAAUUAUCACUUAUUCUUCUUCUUUUGCCACCUCCUUUGUGCCAUCAGCGUGGAGGAACAGCCCUCGACCCAUCUUGUCCACUGAUCCCUGUCUCUGACCAUCCUUCUCAUAUCCACCAUGGUGCUACUUCUGGCUUGCCCGAGUCUCUCCAUGUAGUCACAAUACAACAGCCUUGGUGGGGCCUCUCUCUAGGUCCUCUUCCCUUUGGUUUUGCUUCUAGGAACCAUUUUGCCUUUCAGUUAUCACCCAUCUGGUACACAUGGCCAAACCCACUUCAUUUGGUUAUUGACUUGUUUUACAGGCCUUCUGUUCAGUUCCUCUCAUUCUUCCAGUGGUCUCUUCAUGUUUUUCCAAGAACUCUCCUGAGGUAUCUUAUUUCUAUAGCUGUUACUUUACUUUACUUGCAUGUUUGUCCAGGACCGUCCAGCUCUUUGCACCAUACAAAAGUCCAGUAUCCCACUGUUGCUCUGGGUGUCCUUCGCUUAUAAAACUUCCAUACUUCAUCCAUGCAAAUGAUGAAUAGUAAUGCUGUCAAUUUUUAAGUCCUUUAUUGAAACGUUAGAUAUAAAGAACUUAAAAAUUGACUAUCUAUCGCCCAUGACUAUUUGGUAUGUUUAAAUUGGUUCUGAUUGCUAUAUUUCAUAUUUAAUCUUUUCUUUUUUAUGUUUUCCUGAAGCAUUCCAUCUCAUCCCAGUGCCUUCUUGAAUGUUACUUUGUUAACUUUUUUGUGAAAAUCCAUGUUAUAUCUCCUUAGAAAAUAUUAAGGUGAAGGUGUAUUUACAUAAAAUGUAUUAUAAUUCCCUUGGAAGUUAAAACAUUCAACAUGUUUGGACUAUUCCAAUAUUUAAUUUUACUAAAUUUAAAAGUUUAACCCUUUGACUGUGGCAGCUCAUUUGAGUGUUUCUACCCAAAAUCCAGAAAAAUGGAUUUUUUUUUGUUUGCAUAAAUUUGUUUAAAAUACUAUUUUGAGCCAUCCUCCAAGAUCUUCAAUUCCAAAAAUGCAUUUUAACUUUUUUAUUUAACUUUUAAUAAAUGGGACAUAUGUCUUCCUGGCCGCACAUGGCAUUGAAAAACUAGAUUACAUAUUUACUCAUUUUUGAAAAGCAAAAUAACUGAAAAUUUUCAUAAAAAUGAAAUUAUAUUAUUUCUAAUAAAGGACACCGACGGCAGGAUUCGAAUUAAAUAUUCCUUUGUAUAUACAAUUUUUUUCUUACCUAAAAAAGUUCCAUAUUGAAACAGCGCAGUUUUAAUUUAAUGCUAAUUAACUUAUUAAUAUUUACUUGAUGUAUAAAACAUUUAAAUAUUAUAUAAAUAAGAUCAUGUAUAUGGCACAAAUAACAGAGGAAGGAUAUACCUCGGGUUUAGAAUAAAUCUGCAACUGAUAGCUUUCAAACUAACAGAAUGCACUGAUUCAACUACACAGGACUAAUGAAUGCACGGACCAAGUCACAAGUCAAAUGAUGAAGACAGGACUUCCCGCUACCUCUUUAAGUGGCGACAGCCAAGGUGGGAAGUAUAUCCCGGCCGCGCCAGUGUCCCAACUCCUAACGGGAAGGCAUGUAUCCCGUCCGCAGUCAAAGAGUUAACCAGUAGUAAAGUCUCUAGAUGCGAGAUAUAAGGUAGUUUAAAUUAAAAUUAAAUGUAAAUUAACUAAAAUAAAAUAUUUUUUUCCAAAUUUGUAGAAAAUAAAUUUCUGUUAACUACAGUACCUGAUUCAUGAAGUUCGAGAUGCCAUUAUCCAACUAGUUAAUUUAUAGUUGCAACAAUCUUGUGUUUCCAAAUAUACAUAAAUUAUAUGCCUAUGCAAAUGAAGCACCAAUAAAAUCAUUUACUAUACUUUAAGUUUAACUGAAUCCUUUAAUUCCUUUGAUUAAAAGAAGAUUAUUGGUGAGUAAUGAAUGUUAUUAAGUACCCAACACUUGUUAGCAAUAUAAAAAAAGAUAAAAGCACAUUAGAAUAAUUAAUUUUAGCCUAUUAAUAAAGCAACUGAAUUAGAGACAUUGAAUGAUUUAAAAUUAAAAUAUUGUUUAUUAUAAAUAAUUUAAGAAAUAAAUUGAGAAGGAAUUUUUUGGGGGAGAAGAUCGCAUCAUUGACCGAGGACGACUAAUGUCUUAAGUCAGCACUUAUUGUGUGCAAGAAUACAUAAUCAGGGCCAAGCCAUGGUGUGGGUAGUAGUAUAAUAUCAGUUAUAAAUAAUUUAAAUUACUAGUUGGCUUGGAAUUCAAUGUUUCAAUAUAAUAUCUUUUGAACUGGCCAAUUAUAUUGUAUUAAAAAACUUAUUUAGUACUAUUACCUCAAGAUCGUCUAAAAAAUAAUUUAAAAUCCAUUCAAAUGUUAAGGAAACAUUAUUGUCUUAUAUUAAAACUGCCCAAUGUCUGCUGUGAGCUUACAUAUCAUUAAUAUGCUUAUAAAUUUUUGUGAAGUAUAAUGGAAUAAUAAAAUUAUAUUGAACAAAUGUAUACUCUUAAUUUAAUUUUAUGUGAAUACAUAUAUGAAUGGAAAUUGUGCUGGAUAAAGAUUAUUCUCAUUUAUGGAAUGAAGAGGAUUUAACAAGUUAAUAAGAAAAAAUAGUUGUUCUAAUUCCAGAUAAUUGUACAUGUGUUAUAAUGUUUUCAGUUUUCUUACUCAUGUAUAACAGAGUCUAAAAUUAAAUUGUGAAGUGUAGUAUUUUGCUUGGUUAUUAAGCUUAAAAUACAUAAAUAACCAAAAACCUAGAAAUUUUAGGGUUUAAAAUUUUUUACUUAAAUGCUAAAAGAAUUCUUUGAAUAUUUUAAGUAUGUUAUUGGUAAGUUUCAACUUUUUAAAAAAAUUAAUUAUAAUGAAAGAACUUCAUUUUUGUCAUAUCUA
Messenger RNA from Nezara viridula (southern green stink bug), 6810 nucleotides. NCBI's taxonomy places the organism in Eukaryota, Metazoa, Arthropoda, Insecta, Hemiptera, Pentatomidae. The record is from the annotation of a GenBank genome assembly.